Capsicum annuum is the source of this 1041-nucleotide messenger RNA. Its product is annotated as heat shock protein 82-like. Gene Ontology annotation, molecular function: ATP-dependent protein folding chaperone; ATP binding; ATP hydrolysis activity. Lineage: Eukaryota; Viridiplantae; Streptophyta; Magnoliopsida; Solanales; Solanaceae. The coding region runs from base 1 to 1041 and encodes 346 amino acids. Gene Ontology annotation, biological process: protein folding. The record is from RefSeq and is a predicted model, not a curated record. The transcript has 4 exons.
AUGGCAGCAACAAGAUUAAAUGAUGAAAACACAUGGUUUCUGGACAGUGGUUGCACUCAACACAUGACCAGCAAACAAGAAUAUUUUAUGAAGUUGGAAUCUGCCAAACGUAGUGUCAAGUUGACCGAUAAAAUUAAAUUGGAGAUUGUUGGUGGUUCACUCACUAUUAUGAUGGAUGUAAAUGUUGAGCAAUUGGGCAGAGGAACAAAGACUACUGAGAAAGAAAUCAGUAAUGAUGAAGAUGAUGAGCCCAAGAAAGACGAUGAGGGUUCAAGUAAGCAGGCUCUACUUAAGCUUACACAAGAUCAGGGUGGAAAUUAUCUUUUCGAGUUUGAUAGCUUCCCUGACCAUGACCAGUGUCGGGACUUUGUUGCCUCAGCAAUUACAGCUUGUGGAGAAGCAAGGAAGUCUACUUUCGAAAAAUCUAAUGUUCCGCAUGAUGAGCAACUCACUGCAAUAGAAGUGGGGCAUCAGAUUAAAUUACGACAGGAGAAUAGUGAGUUGCAGAAACUCCACAGGCAAUUGGUCAUUGGAGGUAUUCUAUCAGAGGCUGAAUUUUGGGCCGCUAGGAAGAGGCUGCUAGAGCAGAUUGAAACAAGAAGCCAAAACAACGGUACAAAAAAUAUUGUUGUAACUUUUGUCGAGGCUUCUGAAGAUGAGGAGCUUGCAGUUUUCUUGAAGCAAGAUGCUAUGUUAGAAUUUGAAGCUCGGAAAAAGAUGAACAACAUCAAGUUAUAUGUCUGGAGGGUGUUCAUUAUGGAUAACUGUGAGGAGCUUAUGCCUGAGUAUCUUGGAUUUGUGAAGGGUGCUGUGGACUCUGAUGAUUUGUCUCUCAACAUCUCUCGUGAGAUGCUACAACAGAACAAGAUUCUCAAAGUGAUUAGGAAGAACCAUGUGAAGAAAUGUAUUGAAAUGUUCAAUGAAAUUGCUGAGACCAUGGAGGGAUUGAAGCUCGCUGAUAUAUUUACCAAAGAUCUUCCCAAAGAAACUCUUCGUGAACUAUUUGGAGUUACCAGCAAACAUAUCAAGGAGGAGUGUUGA